AUGGUUACAAACAACGCACCAAUACAGGGAGCAGCAGUCAAUAAGAAGCAGCAGCUGAUCAAACUCAUUUUAGUGUCCAGUGACUACUUUGUAUCUAGUGAGUACUCAGUUUCCGGUGACUACUCAGUGUCCAGUGAUUACUCAGUAUCCAGUGACUACCCAGUGUCCAGUGACAAUUCAGUGUCCAGUGACUAUUCAGUGUCCAUGUCCAGUGACUAUUCAGUGUCCAGUGACUAUUCAGUGUCCAGUGACUACUCAGUCUCCAGUGACUACUCAGUAUCCAGUGACUACUCAGUGUCCAGUGACUAUUCAAUGUCCAGUGGCUUUUCAGUGUCCAUAUCCAGUGACUACUCAGUAUCCAGUGACUUCUCAGUGUCCAGUGACUACUCAACGUCCAGUGACUACUCAGUGUCCAGUGACUACUCAGUGUCCAGUGACUACUCAGUGUCCUUUGACUACUCAGUGUCCUUUGACUAUUCAGUGUCCAGUGGCUACUUGGCAUCCAGUGACUACUCAGUAUCCAGUGACUUCACAGUGUCCAGUGACUACUCAGCGUCCAGUGACUACUCAGUGUCCAGUGACUACUCAGUGUCCUUUGACUAUUCAGUGCUCAGUGACUACUCAGUGUCCAGUGACUAUUCAGGAUCCAGUGACUACUCAGUGUCCAGUGACUACACAGUGUAUAGUGACUAUUCAGUGUCCAGCGUGAAUUCAGUGCCCAGUGACUACUCAGUAUCCAUGCCCAGUAACUACUCAGUGUCCAGUGACUACACAGUGUAUAGUGACUAUUCAGUGUCCAGUGAGAAUUCAGUGUCAAGUUACUACUCAGUAUCCAGUGACUACUCAGUAUCUAGUGAAUAUUCAGUAUCUAGUGACUACUCAGUAUCCAGUGACUACACACUGCCCAGUGACUACUCAGUAUCCAGUGACUAUUCAGUGCCCAGUGACUACUCAGUAUCCAGUGACUAUUCAGUAUCUAGUGACUACUCAAUAUCUGGUGACUACUCAGUAUCUAGUGACUACUCAGUGUCCAGUGACUACUCGGCAUCCAGUGACUACUCAGUAUCCAGUGACUUGUCCAGUGACUACUCAAUGUCCAGUGACUACUCGGCAUCCAGUGACUACUCAGUAUCCAGUGACUUCACAGUUUCCAGUGACUACUCAACGUCCAGUGACUACUCAGUGUCCAGUGACUAUUCAGUGUCCAGUGACUACUCAGUGUCCAGUGACUACUCAGUAUACAUGUCCAGUGAGAAUUCAGUGUCAAGUUACUACUCAGUAUCCAGUGACUACUCAGUAUCUAGUGAAUAUUCAGUAUCUAGUGACUACUCAGUAUCCAGUGACUACACACUGCCCAGUGACUACUCAGUAUCCAGUGACUAUUCAGUGCCCAGUGACUACUCAGUUUCCAGUGACUGUGAGUACUCAGCGUCCAGUGACUACUCAGUGUCCAGUGACUUCUCAGUGUCCAUGGACUAUUCAGCGUCCUGUGACUACUCAGUGUCCAUGUCCAGUGACUACUCAAUGUCCAGUGACUACUCGGCAUCCAGUGACUACUCAGUAUCCAGUGACUUCACAGUUUCCAGUGACUACUCAACGUCCAGUGACUACUCAGUGUCCAGUGACUAUUCAGUGUCCAGUGACUACUCAGUGUCCAGUGACUACUCAGUAUCCAGUGACUACUCAGUGUCCAUUGACUUUUCAGCGUCCAGUGACUACUCAGUGUCCAUGUUCAGUGACUACUCAGUAUCUAGUGGCUACUUAGUGUCCAGUGAAAUUUCAGUGUCCAGUGACUACUCAGUGUCCAGUGACUAUACAGUGUCCAGUGACUACUCAGUAUCCAGUGACUAUUCAGUAUCUAGUGACUAUUCAGUGUCCAGUGACUACUCAGUAUCUAGUGACUACUCUGUGUCCAGUGACUAUUCAGUAUCCAGUGACUACUCAGUAUCGAAUGACUACUCAGUGUCCAGUUUGUACUCAGUGUCCAGUGACUACACAGUGUCCAGUGACUACUCAGUAUCGAAUGACUACUCAGUGUCCAGUUUGUACUCAGUGUCCAGUGACUACACAGUGUCCAUAUCCAGUGACUACUCAGUAUCCAGUGAGUACUCAGUAGCUAGUGACUAUUUUGAAUCUAGUGAUUACUCAGUAUCUAGUGACUACUCAGUAUCUAGUGACUACUCAGUGUCCAGUGUCUGGUCAGUUUCUAGUGACUACUCAGUUUCUAGUUACUACUCAGUAUCCAGUGAUUACAUAGUAUCUAGUGACUACUCAUUAUCAAGUGACUACUCAGUGUCCAUUGACUACUCAGUAUCUAGUGACUACUCAGUAUCUAGUGACUACUCAGUGUCCAGUGUCUGCUCAGUAUCUAGUGAGUACUCAGUAUCUGCCCAGCCAGCACACCACUAUCGGAUUGAUAUCGGUAGCAAAACGGUAUAUCGGAAAAUCGGCACGAUGUCUAUCCGAUGUUAA
Molecule: messenger RNA, 2472 nt
Organism: Dreissena polymorpha
Lineage: Eukaryota; Metazoa; Mollusca; Bivalvia; Myida; Dreissenidae
Exons: 11
Coding region: 1-2472 (823 amino acids)
Source: RefSeq, a predicted model, not a curated record